This is a messenger RNA of Dipodomys ordii (Ord's kangaroo rat), 2446 nucleotides long. RefSeq names its product 25-hydroxyvitamin D-1 alpha hydroxylase, mitochondrial. The transcript is spliced from 9 exons. The record is from RefSeq and is a predicted model, not a curated record. Gene Ontology annotation, molecular function: heme binding; iron ion binding; monooxygenase activity. Gene Ontology annotation, cellular component: mitochondrial inner membrane. Gene Ontology annotation, biological process: C21-steroid hormone biosynthetic process; cholesterol metabolic process; glucocorticoid biosynthetic process. NCBI's taxonomy places the organism in Eukaryota, Metazoa, Chordata, Mammalia, Rodentia, Heteromyidae. The coding region runs from base 153 to 1679 and encodes 508 amino acids.
ACCAGCACGGACCACUUCGAAAAGGAUUGGCUGAGGAGCUUGGGAAGGGGGCGUCAUCACCUCUUGGACCAAGGAUUAAAUAAGGGUUCUAGCAAGUUGGCAAGAUGCUCUGGGAAACUGCUCUCUCCGGGGCUCCCUGAACCCUACCUACCAUGACACAAACACUCAAGCUCACCUCCAGAGUGUUUCAUCGAAUCCAGUGGCCUCCCAUGUUGGGCACCUCUCUGGGUUCUCGAAGAUCCGACUCAGCACCUGGGAGUUUGGGAGACAUCCCAGGGCCCUCCACACCUAGCUUCCUGGCUGAACUUUUCUGCAAAGGGGGGCUGUCCAAGCUACAUGAGCUACAGGUGCAGGGUGCGGCGCGCUUUGGCCCAUUGUGGCUGGCCAGCUUCGGGACGCUGCGCACCGUGUAUGUGGCUGACCCUGUCCUCAUCGAGCAGCUGCUGCGACAGGAGGGGCCCUGGCCAGAGCGCUGCGGCUUCUCAUCCUGGACCGAGCACCGUCGCCGCCACCACCGGGCUUGUGGACUGCUCACCGCGGAAGGCAAAGAAUGGCAAAGGCUCCGCAGUCUCCUGGCCCCACUCCUCCUCCGUCCUCAAGCGGCUGCUGGUUACGCAGGGAUCCUAGGUAACGUGGUCCGUGACCUUGUAGGACGAUUAAGGCGACAGCGAGGACGUGGCACCGGUCCACCCGCCUUGGUGCGGGACGUGGCGGGAGAGUUUUACAAAUUUGGACUAGAAGGCAUAGCCGCCGUGCUGCUGGGUUCGCGCCUAGGCUGUCUGGAGGAUGAAGUACCCUCAGACACUGAGACCUUCAUCCGCGCAGUGGGCUCCGUGUUCGUGUCCACGCUAUUGACCAUGGCCAUGCCCAGCUGGCUGCAUCACCUUGUGCCUGGACCCUGGGCCCGCCUCUGCAGAGACUGGGACCAGAUGUUUGCCUUUGCCCAGUGGCACGUGGAGAGGCGAGAGGCUGAGGUAGCCAUGAAGAAUCCGGGAAAGCCUGAGGAAGACACGCUGUCUGGGUCUCAUCUGACACAUUUCCUUUUCCGGGAGAAAUUGCCAGCCCAGUCCAUCGUGGGGAAUGUGACAGAGCUGCUGCUGGCUGGAGUGGACACCGUGUCCAACACGCUCUCCUGGGCUCUGUAUGAGCUCUCCCGACACCCUGAAGUCCAGUCAGCGCUCUACUCUGAGAUCACAGCUGCCCUGGGCCCUGGCUUCUGUGCUCAUCCGCAAGCCACUGCUCUGUCCAAGCUACCUCUGUUGAAGGCUGUGGUCAAGGAAGUGCUAAGAUUGUACCCUGUGGUACCUGGAAAUUCCCGUGUCCCAGGCAAAGAUAUUCAUUUGGGCGGUUAUGUUAUCCCCAAAAAUACGCUGGUAUCUUUAUGUCAUUAUGCCACUUCAAGAGACCCUGCUCAGUUUCCAGAGCCAAAUGCUUUCCGUCCAGCUCGCUGGAUGGGAGAGGGCCCAACCCCCCACCCAUUUGCAUCUCUUCCCUUUGGCUUUGGCAAGCGAAGCUGCAUGGGGAGGCGGCUGGCAGAGCUUGAGCUGCAAAUGGCUUUGUCCCAGAUCUUGACACAUUUUGAGGUGCUGCCUGAGCCAGGUGCUCCCCCAGUCAGACCUAUGACACGGACCGUCCUGGUACCUGAGAGAAGCAUCAAUCUACAGUUUUUGGACAGAUAGCCCUGUGGAAGGAGGCUGUCAUAAUCAUAUCGCAUAUCAGGGCUUUGCAAGACCAUUAGAUAUACCUUCCCCUGAGACCUGUCUGUCUAAGAAAACUGGAUAGAAAGAUUAUAGCAAAGCAAAGGAAGCAGAUCUGACCCAUGUGGGAAGUAUGCACUUGGUGUGACUUACAGAUUGAGAGAGAACCAUGCUCCCUCCACCUGCUCAGUACUUCUGUCAUCCUUCAAGGAUCUAACUCAGAUUUGAAUGCAUCCUUCAAGGGCCAACUCAGAUGCUAAUAAUGCUGGCUGGCCUGAGCAAUGAUUCUGUCAUGGCUGCUGUGAUGCUAGCUAAGCAUUUAUCAUGGUGUGACCUAGGUAAUUGUGCAGCUGGUCUGCUCCCAGUUGGUUCUGCCUUGUAUGUAAGCUCUUUGAGAGGAAAGACAUGACCUAUUUUAUCUCCCCCCCCCCCCGACAACAUGUCACUAUGAAGCCCUGCCUGGCCUUGAACUCUUGAUCCUCCUGCCUCACCUCUUAAGUACUGAUAGUUCUACAGGCAUGUAACACUAUACUUGGGCCUGUUGGAACUUUUCAUUCCAUUAGAACUUUAUGUCUGAGAUUAUCAUAUACAUUCUCAGACGACUGUGUGGCAGAAGGAAUAGGCAGCUUAUUGUGCUCAUCCUCCCCUCUUCUUCAUUUUGCUCCAAGGUGAAUCUGCCUGUCUUAGGAGUGUGUGUGUGUGUGUGUGUGUGUUUGCACAUGUGUUCAUGAACUAGUACUGGGACUUGA